AAAGAGGGACACUAGCAGUCAACAUACAAAAUCAGACCUCAAUUGUAAUUUUUAAAACCCUAACCCUAGCUCCGAUAAACAGAAUGCAGAAACAGCCACCGCACACGGCGGAUUCCGGCAUCCCAAACCUCGCGAACAUCAAAAUCAAGUGUUCAUCACCACGUUUUCCACCACCGACCACUCCUUCCGCCACCGACACUCCUACCGCCGGUGCGCAGCGCAAAAUUGGAAUCGCCGUUGAUCUUAGUGACGAAUCUGCCUUCGCCGUCAAGUGGGCUGUCCACCACUACCUCCGUCCUGGUGACGCAGUUAUCCUUCUCCACGUCCGCCCUACCUCCGUACUCUACGGUGCUGAUUGGGGUUCUGUUGAUCUCUCCAUCGUCGAUACUGAUAACAUAGAGUCUCAGAAGAAGCUUGAAGAUGAUUUUGAUGCGUUCACUUCUGCUAAGUCUGCUGAUUUGGCUCAGCCACUUGUUGAGGCACAAAUUCCGUACAAAAUUCAUAUUGUGAAGGAUCAUGAUAUGAAGGAAAGGCUGUGUCUUGAGGUUGAGAGGCUAGGAUUGAGUGCAGUUAUCAUGGGUAGUCGAGGAUUCGGGGCUACCAAGAGAGGAAAUGAUGGGAGGCUUGGAAGUGUUAGUGAUUACUGUGUUAGGCAUUGUGUUUGCCCUGUUGUGGUUGUGAGGUAUCCUGAUGAGAAGGAUGGUGGAAAUGCUGCUCGUAAGCGCGGAGUUUCUGUGGCAUCUGCCUCAAAAGAACAUGAGGAGGAAGGCGAGUACCAUGAUGCCUGUGAUGAUCGUCAAGGAUCACAACCAGCCAUAGGAAAAGGCUCGAGAACUGACAAUUGACUUAGAGUUGCUUAAGAAGUCCUUUGAAGAGACAAUGAGCGGAAGAUUCCAGGCACUGAAGUUGGGUUAAGCAAUCCUUUUGAGCGACUUAUGUGAAAACCACUUGGUGUUUUGUUAUAUCUGGAGUCUCAUCUUCUGUAACUGAAUUGUGGUUGCUCCUCUCUGUCACUUUAGUUUAUCGUAGUUCGCUAGAUGAUGUUGUAUCUCUAAGGUUGUCGUCUUCAUAGAGUUUCACUUAAAGAUGUGCCUUUUUAUCAUUUGUAAUCUUUCCGGUACAAAUCUGAAAUCUACUUUAAGAUGUUAUUUCUUA
Messenger RNA from Solanum stenotomum, 1155 nucleotides. RefSeq names its product universal stress protein PHOS34-like. The record is from RefSeq and is a predicted model, not a curated record. The transcript is spliced from 3 exons. Lineage: Eukaryota; Viridiplantae; Streptophyta; Magnoliopsida; Solanales; Solanaceae. Bases 84 to 845 code for a protein of 253 amino acids.